CCGUGGUUCACCCCACAGCAGUCGCUUUAUCUGCGUGCCAGGCCCUGUGCCGAUAGCCAGGGAUACAGCGGGCGGCGCAUUCCUUGCCCUCGCGGAGCGCACAGCCCUGGGAGGGGAGUCGACGUUAAGCGGGGUAAUCCCUCGGCGCGCAGUGAGGGUAGAGUGGAAAAAUCUUACAAAGAGCACAAAAUAGAAGGUGCGGAUCUAGUCGGAGAGGUCAGGGAGCCCUCCCCGAGGAGGUGAAGUUUGGGCCGAGGUUGGAAGACUGUGUAGAGAAUUAGGGUUGUGGGACGGAGAGCACUUGGCGGGGCCUUACCCCGGGACUUCUCGGCCGGGGCAAUUUUGCUUCCCUGGGGACAUUGGUCGAUGUCUGGAAAAAUUUUUGAUAGUCACAGCUCCAGGGCUUGCUACUGGCAUGUAGUGUGAAGAAGCCAGGGAUGCUGCUCCACAGCCUACUGUGUAUAGGAAGCCGCCAACAACAAAGAAAAAUCCCCCAAAAGUUGGCUCAGAUAACUGUGAUGGCCAUGCAGGAGAAAUAUCCAACUGAGGGGAUCUCUCACAUCACUUCACCAAGUUCCAAUGUGAUUCAGAAGGGCAGUUCCCUGGGGACUGAAUGGCAGACCCCAGUUAUCUCGGAGCCCUUUCGGAGCCGCUUCAGCCGCUGUUCAAGUGUAGCCGACAGUGGGGACACAGCCAUUGGUACAUCAUGCUCAGAUAUUGCAGAGGAUUUUUGCAGCUCAAGUAGCAGUCCUCCUUUCCAGCCCAUCAAAAGCCAUGUAACCAUUCCAACAGCCCAUGUGAUGCCUUCUACUUUAGGGACCUCUCCUGCCAAGCCAAAUUCUACACCUGUUGGACCCUCUUCCUCCAAACUCCCUUUGUCAGGGUUGGCUGAAAGUGUGGGAAUGACAAGAAAUGGAGACCUCGGUGCAAUGAAACUUUCUCCGGGCCUAUCUAGAGAUCUCGUGUAUCUCUCUGGUGCUCCUGGAGAAAAUGGAAUUGAGCAGUCCUGGUUUCCAGCAGUGGGCCAUGAAAGACAAGAAGAGGCAAGGAAGUUUGAUAUUCCUAGCAUGGACUCUACCCUCAAUCAGUCGGCAAUGAUGGAGACACUUUAUUCAGAUCCUCACCACCGAGUCCGCUUCCACAACCCAAGAACCAGCACAAGCAAGGAGUUGUACAAAGUGUUGCCUGAGGCCAAGAAGGCACCGGGCAGCGGGGCAGUGUUUGAGCGGAAUGGGCCACAUUCUAAUAGUAGUGGGGUCCUCCCUUUGGGACUCCAGCCUGCUCCCGGGCUCUCCAAGCCUCUGCCCUCUCAGGUGUGGCAGCCGAGUCCUGACACUUGGCAUCCCCGAGAGCAAUCUUGUGAACUCAGCACUUGUCGGCAGCAGCUGGAAUUGAUCCGUUUACAGAUGGAGCAAAUGCAGCUUCAGAACGGAGCCAUCUGCCACCAUCCUGCUGCUUUUGCUCCUUCACUGCCCAUCUUAGAGCCAGCACAGUGGAUCAGCAUCUUGAACAGUAAUGAACACCUUCUGAAGGAAAAAGAGCUUCUCAUUGAUAAGCAGAGGAAACACAUCUCUCAGCUGGAGCAGAAAGUGCGAGAGAGCGAACUGCAAGUCCACAGUGCCCUCUUGGGCCGCCCUGCCCCAUUUGGUGAUGUCUGCUUGCUGAGGCUACAGGAAUUGCAGCGAGAAAACACUUUCUUACGUGCACAGUUUGCACAGAAGACAGAAGCCUUGAGCAGAGAAAAGAUUGACCUUGAAAAGAAACUCUCUGCUUCUGAAGUUGAAGUCCAGCUCAUCAGAGAGUCGCUCAAAGUGGCGUUGCAGAAGCAUUCUGAGGAAGUGAAGAAACAGGAAGAAAGGGUCAAAGGUCGCGAUAAACAUAUAAAUAAUUUGAAAAAGAAAUGUCAGAAGGAAUCAGAGCAGAACCGGGAGAAGCAGCAGCGUAUUGAGACCUUGGAGCGCUACCUGGCUGACCUGCCCACCCUGGAAGACCAUCAGAAGCAGAGCCAGCAGCUUAAGGAUUCUGAGUUGAAGAGCACAGAGCUGCAGGAGAAAGUGACUGAGCUGGAGAGUUUGCUGGAGGAGACCCAGGCAAUCUGCAGAGACAGGGAGACUCAACUGGAAAGCCUGAGGCAGAGAGAAGCAGAAUUUUCCUCUGCUGGACAUAGCCUGCAAGAUAAACAGUCUGUGGAGGAGACCAGUGGAGAAGGUCCAGAAGUGGAAAUGGAGUCCUGGCAGAAGCAAUACGAUUCGCUCCAAAAGGUGACUGAGGAUGUCCAGGCUGUAACGGAGGAUUGUGGAGAAGCAGCAACAGAAGAUGGAUCAGUUGCGCUCACAAGUACAGAGCCUAGAGCAGGAAGUGGCUCAAGAAGAAGGAACAAGCCAGGCCCUGAGAGAGGAGGCCCAACGAAGGGAUUCAGCCCUGCAGCAGCUGCGCACAGCCGUGAAGGAGCUUUCAGUGCAAAACCAGGACUUGAUUGAGAAGAAUCUGACACUCCAGGAACACCUGCGCCAGGCCCAACCAGGGUCUCCACCUUCACCAGACACAGCCCAGCUGGCACUUGAGCUGUACCAGGAGUUGGCUAGUUGCCUUCAAGAUCUGCAGGCUGUCUGUAGCAUUGUGACCCAGAGGGCCCAGGGCCAUGAUCCCAAUCUCUCCCUGCUCCUAGGCAUUCACUGUGAGUCCUCAGACCAGUCUGGGGCCCAGGAAGGAGGGGCCUUCUUUCUCUUCUCUCUCCCAUCCCACUUUCCCAUAUUCUUACAGUAAUAUGUAGACAGAGUACAUAGGCCUGGCCACUGCCCUCUGGACAUUUAUUUGUUUCGCAAAGUAGGUGUUCAUAAAUCUGUUUUUGGAAACAACCUAUGGGGUACUUGCAUGCAGGACAAACUAAAAGCAGGCCUUCAGCAGCAAAUUAACCCACUGUCCCCAGAUGCUUUUUUUAAAGUGUAUGUCCCAAGACUGUGAGUUCAAGAUACUGCCUAUCCAUACUGUGCCCUCCACAUGAAAGUGUCUUGCAACUAACAUUCUCUUGAAAUGUUCUCCCCAGCAGCACAGCACCCAGAGACUCAGCUAGAUUUGCAGAAGCCAGAUGUGAUCAAGAGGAAACUAGAGGAGGUUCAACAGCUGCGUCGUGACAUUGAGGACUUAAGGACCACCAUGUCAGACAGAUAUGCCCAGGACAUGGGAGAAAACUGUGUCACACAGUGAGGAAUUCUGGGGGAUUCCCCCAGGGAGGAUCUGGGCUGCUGAGAGACUAGUCCAGCAGGUUUCUGCCCUGACAUUCUCUUGUCUGCUGUUCCCAGAGAGAAGUGUCAGAAGGGGAGGGGAGAGCCUGCAUCUGGAGGCCAAGGGCUUAGGGAACUGUCCUACCCCACACUGGCAUGUUGGAUUAUGUUUGUCCUGCUAAUUCACUCUCAACGGUGAGUUACUAAUUAACUUUUGGCAGGUACAACAGAUGAGUCCUCACAAACUGUUCCCAGCCCUAGGCUGACAUCAGAGACGAACAGGCUGUUCACCUUUCUUCAUCCAAUGGGAUGGAUCCCUGUUAAUUCCCACUUCACACCUUGGUCCUGCUGAUUAGAGAGCUCAUCAGAGGGGCCUGGAAAGGCCGAGCGAGUACUAGUAACAAUGGCCAUUUAAGAAUUCUCAGGCCCCAUGUGCCAGCCUUCCUGGGAACACUGAGCUGGCUUUCUGGGUUUUCUCAUGCCUGGUCUCACUGCUUCUUCCUCAGGGCUCUUCUUGUCCCAGAAGCCUCAGGGUAGUGUGUUGGUUAGCACAUAACUACUAGGAUUGGGGCCCUAGGGAUUAUAGCCGGGACUCUAAUCUGCCUACCAUGCCAUUUAACAAGAGAUCCCACUCUCCAGCUGCCUUGUGUCCCUAGGGCCCUGGCCAUGUGUUUAGCACAGCCCCUUUCUCCUUUGUUCUCAGGCCUUCCAGGUAGCCCCCUUCCUGGACUUAAGAGUGCAAACUCUUCUCUGUGGUUCUAGCCUUGGGUAGAAUUAUAUCCCAAAGACCACAGCGCAACUGUCAAGCUGCUUACCCCCUCACCGAGGGCUACAGCCUGUGCCCAGCCCUUUAAUUUGUGCCUCUCUUGUAUUGGGGGUGGUGGGGAUUAUUCCUCUCCCUUUCCUGCUCUGGCCUCCUUGAAAGUUCAGAGUACCCAGUAUAAGUCAGCUUUAAAGUACAGCUUUUAAUGUUUCCUGGGUUGUUUCUCUGGGGCUUUAGGGAGGGCCCUUUGCCCUCUGGUUUUUCUUGCCUCCUGGUUUAGGGAGCAUCUCACACUUGUUAGUGUCUGGUUGGUGGGCCAGCCAUGCCUCAUCUAGAUCUGGAGCCAGGCCAGGCAGGGGCCAUGUGUGGGCCAGUCAGCCACUACAAGAUUUUUGCUAAGCUUUGGGCUGUUGGCAGCAUCUUGGACCUCAUGCCUGAGCCUGAAUGAGGCUCUUUCUUAAGUGUUUUUACAAGUUUGUGUUUUAUUUAUGGAGUGACUUAUCCCUUCCAUUCAGAGCAGCCCCACCCAGCCAGCCCUUCAGCCUCUGGGCUCCUGCCUCUUAAAGGCAGAGCCGUCUGGUUGGUCUCCACCCUGUGCAUUGGGAGCCCAGCCACCAUGCUCACGGGUAUUUUUCCUCAUAAAGUUUAUAACCAGUUAUUUAUAUGAAUCUUUGUUAUGUCAACUUGUUUGUAUUGCCUAUUUUGAUUAUAAAAUAAAAUAUCUUAACAGAC
Macaca mulatta (Rhesus monkey) is the source of this 4719-nucleotide messenger RNA. The record is from RefSeq and is a predicted model, not a curated record. NCBI's taxonomy places the organism in Eukaryota, Metazoa, Chordata, Mammalia, Primates, Cercopithecidae.